Danaus chrysippus (African queen) is the source of this 1884-nucleotide messenger RNA. Lineage: Eukaryota; Metazoa; Arthropoda; Insecta; Lepidoptera; Nymphalidae. The record is from the annotation of a GenBank genome assembly.
UUGAAAUGCCCUACGUGCGGGAAAAAUUACAAGAGACGAGCCUGGUACAUUAAACACCUAAAAACACAUAAUGGUGUUGAAGCGCGACAAUCGUUGGUACGUUCUUCAAUUAUCACUUCGGAUAGAGUUGACCCUCACGUAUCCCAUGGUGAACCAUUAACUGGAAACCACCAGGAGUCCAUUAACAUCCGGACACGUCUUAGCAUUCCUAACAUGAAACAAUCGACUUGGAAAGUUCACGACGACAAUUUAGCGGUCCUGUUAGAGCAUCCGGGCUCGAAACAGGAAUUGAACUCGCAGGUAGAAACUUUCCAAAAUACCGUUUAUGACUACUUCAACGAGCAAUAUCCACCACGUAAUCAUUACGCUCGCAAAAAUAAAGAAAAUUCGUUCAAGAUAAAAAUGAGGAAGAAAAAACGGGAAUUAAUAAAAAAUCUACGUAUAGCCAAAGCUCUAGGCGACAACCACCUUAGUCAUCAGCUAGCUAGGGCGUUAAGGUCAAUCCUUAAAUUAAUUCAAGGAAUAUCGGCACAAACUGCAGGAUAUCGCGGUAAUUUUGACCGGGCCAAACAGGAAGUAGAUUUUGAUAAAAACCCUUUUGAGUAUUCGAAAACCAUUUUUAAGAAAGAACGCGGACAGCUUCUCUUGACCAACGAUCAAAUUUACGACCAUUUCAAGAGCACAUACGAAGUGCCUAAAAGUGUAAGGCUCUAUACGGAUCCAAACGAACAAAAACCGGAAAUUCCUCAUAUCGAUUUUCACGGCAUACCACCAACGUUAGACGAAAUAAGUAGUCACAUAAAGAGGAAAUCAUCUAAAUCUGUACCGGGCCCCGAUGGUAUCCCAUAUAUAGUCUUUAAAAAAUGUCCAUCGGUUCGUAAACACCUCAUAAAUAUAUACGGCAAAAUCUGGUCAAGGAAGCAAAUCCCGGAGUGUUUCGGGAAAGCAAUUUUUGUCCUCAUUCCCAAAAAAGAUCGAGUUACCGAUCCGAAGGAUACUAGACCGAUAGCCUUAACAAAUACAAUUUCUAAAAUCUUUUUCUCGGUCCUACAAACGAGAAUGACGCGAUUCAUGCUCAGCAACAAGUAUUUUAGGCCAAAUCACCAGAAAGGGUUUCUACCCGGGAUUUCUGGAUGCCUAGAACACAACACCUUGCUGUCGGAGAGUUUGAAAGAUGCUAGAAAAAGCGAGCGGCAAAUUACAGUUUGUUGGAUAGACUUAGAGAACGCGUUCGGGUCGAUACAACACGAGUUGAUGCUAUUCGCGCUUAGAUGGUACAACUUUCCACCCCUAGUUAGAGAUAUGAUCGCGUCGUAUUACUCAAAAUUAAGGUUUUCUAUAAUAACUAAAGAAGGCCCUUCAAAAAGUUUGAGUUAUAAUGUAGGACUGUUUCAAGGUUGUUGUCUAUCUCCAAUUACGUUUAAUAUCGUUAUUAACAUCUUAGUGGACAAAUUAAUCUGUAACGAGAAAAAAUGGGGUUAUCGGUUUAAGUUUAAUAAUAAAUACACGGAAUCCAUUUUAGCCUUCGCUGACGAUCUCGCAAUACUGACACGUCACCCCAAACACUGUCAAGUACUAUUGGAUGAAGUGGAUAAAUUCUGUGAGUGGACGGAUGGAUUGAGGACAAAACCAAGUAAAUGUCACUGUUUGUGUCUUGGUAGGCGGAAUACAAGAUACACCUCAUACGAUCCGGGACUAUCGAUAGGCGGUCAAUGCGUUUCUACGGUUACGGAAGAUGCACCAUUCAAGUUUCUCGGUCGUAAGAUUGAUAAUAUAGGUCGUACUCCAUCUUUAGAAGGAAUAGUAGAUAGCUUUUUAAAUGAUCUUAACAAGGUAGAUAGCCAGCAGAUCAGUAACGUAAAAAAAAGCAUGGAUCUACGAUAA